Molecule: messenger RNA, 1416 nt
Organism: Macrosteles quadrilineatus (aster leafhopper)
Lineage: Eukaryota; Metazoa; Arthropoda; Insecta; Hemiptera; Cicadellidae
Product: gastric triacylglycerol lipase-like
Exons: 8
Coding region: 89-1366 (425 amino acids)
Molecular function (GO): hydrolase activity, acting on ester bonds
Source: RefSeq, a predicted model, not a curated record
UAAGUGACUCUUUUAGCUCUCCACGCCAGCGAUGUAACACUGUUCUACAUGUAUAGUUUCUUUCAGUAAUUUAAUUACACUUCUAAUAAUGGGUGUUGUUAAAGUUACUUUUUUGAUAGUGUGUUUAUGUAUGUUCGUGACAGUGACGAAAAGUUAUUCGGCUUCAAAGUCUGAUAAAACAAAGAUAUCGGUUGGUAAAACUGCAGAGCAACUCAAUGCUCGUUUGGAAAAGACUGUGACUAAAUGGGGUUACACUUUAAAAACAUACCUCGUUGAAACUGAUGAUCACUAUUAUUUGACAUUGCAUCGUUUAAUGUUGAAAGAAGAGAAACCAAAGUUAUCCGCCAUUUUCAUCAUGGACGGGAUCACAGGAUGUUCGCCGUUGAGCAUAGCCAACCGGAAAAGCUUGGCUUAUCACCUCGUAGACAAGGGGUAUGACGUAUGGUUAGGAAAUGCAAGAGGAACAUUUCUUUGUAUGAGGCACAGAAACAUGAAACCUAGCGAAAAGAAAUUUUGGGAUUUUAGUUUCCACGAAAUCGGCACCCACGACUUGCCAGCGUUCUUAACCAGAGUCAAGCGGGAGACAGGAGUGGCCCGGGUACACUAUGUUGGCUACUCUAUGGGAACCACAGAUUUCCUGGUCUUGGCCUCUACUCAGGCCUCUGUGGUGGAGAAUGACGUGGCCAGUGUCACACUCAUAGCGCCCGUGGCCUGUCCCAUGCAUUAUCGGUUGAUAAGCAACAGGUUCAAGCGGUUUUUCGCAAAAAUAUAUCUGAAAGUGAACGGAGCGUUAUUUCGAGGAGAUGUUUUCACUCUUCACAAGCACGUGGCUUUGGCAUCAUACCACGCUUGUAAAACAAUGUUUUUAAGUUGGCUUUGUGAGAGGCUUUUGAGAUUCCGCUCCAAUGGAAGGGACCUAUAUGAUCACUUGAACUCUCUGGAAGCGCUUCCCUAUUUCCCGUGUGGUGCGUCCGUCAAGGCGUUCCUUCACUUUAUCCAACUUGCAGAAGCAGAACGGUUCCAGCACUACGAUUACGGACCAGAAACGAACGUUGUUAAGUACGGUCAGCCUGAGCCAUUGGCGUAUGACCUUGGAGCCAUUGAGAAGGAGUUGUACUUGCUAGUGGGAGGUCAGGACUCCGAAGCAGAUAAGAGGGAUAUCCAAUGGAUGCAUGAACGGUUGAAGAAUUCAUAUUAUGUGGACGAGCCAUUCAUACAAUUCGACCAUCGAGAUUUUGCGUUUGGCACAGAGAUUAACAAGGCGUCUGAAGUGGUUAUUGAGAUAGUUGAAGCCUACGAUGCAGGCAGAGAAACAGAGAUCAAGAAAACUACAAGGUCAAAAAGUAUGCAUAGACAAAAUUCCUGAGCAUGCUUGAAUUGAGUUGAAUUGUAUGGCUCUAUUUGAAAUAAAUCAUU